This is a messenger RNA of Leishmania braziliensis MHOM/BR/75/M2904, 5397 nucleotides long. RefSeq lists its product as hypothetical. The record is from RefSeq and is a predicted model, not a curated record. The transcript has a single exon. The coding region runs from base 1 to 5397 and encodes 1798 amino acids. Lineage: Eukaryota; Euglenozoa; Kinetoplastea; Trypanosomatida; Trypanosomatidae.
AUGAAGGACAGCAGGGACUAUAUACGGCGUGUGUGGAGCCUCGCGGAGGGUAUGGUGGUGCAGAACGGCCAGCCUCUACAUGGGUUUCUUCUUCUGCAUCACGUCUUGACACAGCCACCGCCGGUUCUGCGCCGUGCGAGCGGAGCGACGGCGGGCAAAUCGAGUACCAGCAGUAGAGGCGAGGCAUCAAGCACAGCCGCGCUGCCCACAGCGACUACGUCCAAGGAUGCACUCCCACUGCACGUCACCGCCUUUGAUGCCGAGUGGAAGUGCGAAGAACUUGUCACGCGGCUGCGCGCCGCCGAGUAUCUUUUGUUUACAGACGUGCCUGCAGUGUGUACAGAGGUGUCAUCAACAAGUGCCACCUCGCCAGCCGCACCCGCUCUGCGUACACUCAGCUGCUCCGCCGGUCUAGAGGCGCUGGAGCUGGCAGAGCAGGUACUGGCGCCUGUCUUUGCAUCGACGUCUCUUUUGGUGUCGACUGACACCGUCCCUGGAGCCGCCCUGCUGCCGCCGUGCCAACAGACGUCCUCCACAAGACCCUUGUGGUAUCAAUCCUACCGCACUUCAAAUAGCGCUGCAGGGGGUGGCGGCGGGGGCGGAGGCAGCCGUAGCGCCUCUCACAUCCUCGAAGACGUGCUGCAAGAGGUGGCGGACGUCAGCCGAAGCUCCGCCGCUGCAGGCGCCCGCUCGUCCUCUGCCUCCACAACAGACGCUGGUGGCAUCAGCGCGGGGGUACAGUCUCGGGUGGCAAGCAUGUACUUCCUCAAUCAGGCCACCGUCACAGCCCUAGCCUGGCCACUCUCCAGCUUUACGUUGGCCUGGCCGGUGCGCGACGCCUCUGUGGAUGGAGCAGAGGGGUUGUAUGGUGCAAGCGAGGACAGUGGACAGCAUCUCCUGUCCGCCCCUCUCGUAUUUGGGCCGGCCAGUGAAACCAUAACGAUUGCGGUCUCGCUCGUCGUACGCGCCCAUGUGCUGCAGGCGCUCAUAUGCCACCGACGCGCUCAGCACAAGCGCGCGCUACAGUGUCUGGCAGAGGCGCGGCAGUGGCUCGCGCAGCAGUACACCGAUGCCGCACGUGCCCGAACGGUGCGGCUCUUGUGGGAAGACCUGCAAGAGCGCUGGAUGCCGCCGAGUCCGAAGCAGCAGCAAAGUGCCUCAGGCACAUCCGCAUCGCUGCCAGUGACUACAACUUCCGCAGUCCAGCUGCCUCUCCUGCCUGCCUUCGAUCGCCUGAUCGGGCGGUUGAUUGCCGAAGAGGGACGUGCCUGCGCUGCCAUGAUCCAGGUGGAGGAGUGCAAGGUACACUACGCUAUCCUGCAAGCGUGUGGCUCGCUACCGCCACUCUUGCCGCUGCCGCUGCGAACUUCCUCAAGUGCCGUAGUAUCCUCACUCGCAGAUGCCAGUGCCCAGAUGCAGGCACGCACUGCCGACCUGCGUCUGCAUUACCGGCGCUAUCAAGAGAGCCUCCAGCUUCUACAUCAGUUAUCGAGAGUUUAUAUGACAGUGGUGCGGUGGGUAGAAGAAGAGGAACAGGAAGGCGUGAUGGGGGCGAAUGUGACAGCCGGGCCGCCUCCGAGAGGGAGUGUGGACGCGCGGGAGCAAGGCGUGGCGUGGCGUGAGGCGCUGCGGUGCGUUCGUAGUCGAUUGAGCCCGUUCUGCCUCUCUGCGCUGCACUGCACCUGCGACCCGUCUACUCUAGUGCCACCGCCUGGCGUUGCCACGGCGACCACCACGGCAGCUACCGCCGGCGUCGCCCCAUGCUACGCGCUCGGCUUCGACAUCCGGCUGGCCGCGGAGGCUCUGGGCUUGUACCACUGUCUCAGCUAUGUGUACCUGCUCUGCCAGAAGUCCGCCGCGACACCCGCGCCGCAGCCGCUCUCCGCGGUGCAUCACGGUGCGCUCUCUGCCGUCGACCUUAUGGCGCGAAGCACCGCCGGCGGCGGGGGUACAGAGCCGCAACCCGUCAACAGCGGUGCCAUGGAGGCAGGCACGAAUGUUAGGAAUGCGAGUCAAAGAGGCGACGCGUUUGAGGAGGCAAAGGAGUUGGCCUUCCUGCAGCGCUACCGCAGUGACUCGACCUACACGGCCCUCUUUGGCAGUCAUCAAAUCCGUCCUUCGGCACGGGAGGCGUUUUCCCCCUUCAACGCGGUGCUCGGCACGGACGACGCAGACGCCCGUGCCGUCAUCCACGAUGUGGUGCACCGCGCGGUGGAGCACGCUACGGUCAACCUAUUUCUCUUCGGCAGGUGUCUCUCGGGUGGCACCGCUGUAACCACAACCUCCGGCACACCAGCAGUCGUCAAUACAAACGUUAAGGCGGAGAAGAGGCGGAAAGCGGAGGUCACCGACAACGACGACGACGAGGACGGUGGUGCGCGCGACCAAUGUAAAGGUGUGCAAGCUGCCCCGCUCCUCGGUUGGCGUGCGCCGGCAGAUGCUACAGCACGAACGACACCGGACAUCGCGCACGAAGCUGCACUGUUGUGGUGCCUCGUGGAGUUGGGCUUACGGGACAACUUUCCCGUUGUCAUUCGAUUCCAGCGGGAGCUGAGCAAUGCUCUGUCGCUCCUCUCCGCCUCAUCGCGAGUCACCGACGUUACGCGGUCCUCUGGCGAAGGUACGGCAAAGAAUGUCUCUGCGCCCGCUAAUCUGCCCAAAGAAGCUGUCGCAGGUGAAACCGAUGUAGGCAACUCCUUACCAAAGCGCAGUCACCCUGAGGACACAUCCCUGGUGGCCAUUCGAAAGCGCAGCCGCUCGCCGUUGUCGUCGCCAUCACCGGCGCCUCUGGUGGACGAAGCGUCCGACACAGCCACGUCUCGUUUGCUGAGGCCGCCUUCGUGGAGUUGGGUGUUUCCUGGCGUCCGCCGAGCCUUGCAGCUCUAUGUAGAGCUUGUGACGGUGCUCAUGCGGGCAGCCACCACUGUGCACACCAGUGCAUUCGCCUCUGCCACUGGCACCGAGGAGCUUCGAAGUUCAGCAGCUUUCUCCGCCUCAGUGACAUCAUCGACGACACCAUCGAUCCCCAUCUUACGACUUGGUCUGCAGAAUGCGGAGCAGCUCAUGGCGCGACUCCUCUUCACUGUCGACGCAGAAAUGCUGCAACUGACGGGGAAUACGUGGGGCAUUUCACCUGGCGCUGGCUUGCGGGAGAGCGGUAGCGCACGCGUCAUGGGCACCACGGAUUACCGAAACGGAAAGAGCCCCAGUAGCAGCGACGUCAACGAAUCCCAACCCAGGCGACAUUUUCUACUGGCGGAUCAGCUGCAGUGCUCAACCCCAGAGCAACUUCGUGGGCUAGUGCAGAUCAAGGCGGCGGCGCUGGUCACCAUGGCGCGCCACCACCUCACGCAGCUGUCUCUCGUGCGUGCGGCGCAUUACCUCCGCGAAGGGCAGCAGUUUGCGCGCAUUUUCCAUCGGCAGGCAAAGCUGACGCUGAUCCCUGAGAUGCACGUUCUGCUGGCGUGUCUCGCGACGUGUAUGAGCCUGCGGAGGCUCCCAGCUCUCACAGAGCCGCUGGCAAAGAAAGGAGACGGAAGCGAAGGCAGAGCCAACUCCGUAAGCAGCGGGGACAGGGAUGGGGAAAGCAGUACCGCGCAGGACGUGCUGUACGCCUUUGCUCAGGGAUGGCUAUCAACGGAAGGAUUCACCUCCUCCAUUCACGCCAGCAAUGACAAUGGUGUAGCGCCGUACGAGCCACACUCGCUGAGUGGGCACCACAACAACUACAUCAGCAACGGCGGCGGUGCCGCGGCCUUUGCCAUUCCUCCGCAAGAGGAAUCCACCGUGGCGCAGGACGUUGGGCUGCCGUACCUGCACCUUCUCGCUGCUGAGCGGGCCGCCUGCAUCUCCUUGCACACCCCGCCAUCUCUUUCUCUGCUCCUCUACAUCUUGAAGGCAUGGACUGUGUUUCAUCUUGUGACCGCAGGUGAAGAGCUAGUCUGGUCGGCCGUGAGCUGUGACUUCUCCUCGCUGCUCACGACGCCAUUGCAUACCCCGACGCCGCACCUGCAGCAGCAGCAGCAGUCCACGCGCAAUAUGAAUGAGUCGCCAUCGCUGUCGACAGCGAUCCCACGAUCACUGACGCUGAAAUCAGCGUCAUCGUCACCGUCGUGUUUGCCGCUCCCCUCGCCGUCCCACGCCACCACGACCCUCAACACCACUGUUGAGGAUCAGCAACGUCGCGUAGCGCGACUGGAUAGCCUAAAAACAACACCAACGAGCACCCCAACGCUGCGCAGCCGACACGCCACACUGCCGACGGAGAUGCACCGCAUUCAACUCGAGCCUGCCAUAAUGUCAGCUGACACCACCCGAGCGGCAGUGCAAGGGGUGAAAAACGAGGACAAUGACGACGAGAGCGGCGAAGCGGGGCGCUCCUUCAAGGGCAGCUCCUACAUUAGUGCAAAGGGGGCCAACGUCGGCUGUGCUGAGGAGGUCACACGCAGUCCUCAGAGCCACGGAAGUAGUGACAGAGUUGAUAAGAGUACUGUGGUCAAGUCAGAUGGCGGAAUCAGCGGUACACGCCGCGCACAAGGCAUCUACGCAAACGCCCACAACGCCUCCUCAGUGGCAACAGCAGUUCCCUGCCCCUCGGGCCCUCACGUAAGGAUGCUCCCGCAGAGUCAGAAGCACCGCGCCGGUGACGUGCUGAAACGCAUGAUCGACGUCCUCCUCGACCACUACGAGACACACGGCGUGCACGUGGCGCCCCGAGCGGCACCAGGGCCCUCGAUAACAACGGAAACUGAAAGAGUUGCCCCUCAGCGAGCCCCUGCCGCUGCGUGGACGCCGCAAAACGUCGUGCUCUUCCGCCUCCUGCGCGGAGCGGCACUUUUAUGCGAAGACAAAGAUGAACCGGCAGCAGCGCGGGAGCUCAAAGAAGCCACACACUUUGCGAAGCAACAUCUGGGCGUUCUUCACCCUUACGUAGCCGAUGGUUUGGCACUGCUGGCGAGUGCGUACACUUCGCUAGAUGUGGACGCUGUGCCGAGCGGCGAUAGUCACAGCCACGGCGAGUCUUCUGGCUCCGCCACUUCGCUGCCGCCACAGCAGGCGAUGGACGGCGCAGCCCGAACUCGCCGAGUAGCGGUGCAGGUCGCUAUGCGCUGCAGCUGCAUGGCGCUGGCCUCCCUGUACACAACAUCAACGAUCAACGGUAGCGACGGCGUCGAUGCUGCUGGAACGACAACAGCACAAGCACAGCAGCAGCAGCAGCAGCAGCAGCAGCAGACGGCUCCCUUCUCUUCUAUAGGAGCACGUCUUUGGGAAUGGUGGGGCAGCCAAGUCCUGCACGGCUUGUGUGGCGGUGCCAGUGGACACAAUUCAAAUGCCGUUCAGCAACUGCGGCUUCUCUUUGGUUGGCUCCCGGGGUCGGCGGAGUACUGUCUCUCGUAA